This is a messenger RNA of Paramuricea clavata, 5542 nucleotides long. Lineage: Eukaryota; Metazoa; Cnidaria; Anthozoa; Malacalcyonacea; Plexauridae. The record is from the annotation of a GenBank genome assembly.
ACAUUGUACAUUUUACUUUAUUUUACCUUUCGUUGGAUUCUCGGCGAUGUUAUUUUACUCAUUUUAUAAAGCUUGGAAACUUGAUCCUGGUACUAUCACUGCAACACAUGGAGAGAGAAAAAGAGUAAGUCAAUUGCUUGAUAUCUCCACGUUUACCAAAAAUUGCUUUCACAAUCGACAGUCCUUUGCCAACCAUUGUAUUUUUUUUUUGGGGGGGGGGAGGAGGUACCCUUCCAGGUUAUAUAGGGGGCAAUAGAGACCUUACGAUUUACGACGGCAACGACUACCAAUACAAUAAAUCAUUGAAAGGAAUUGAGUAAUUAAAAUAUAUGAAUAAUUUAGUCAUUGUCCUCGCUCUGCAUGUUUACAACGCCAAAUCACAUAUUUUCACGUCUUCAUACAACGGCUGCAUUUCAAGCCGCAACAAGUGCAACUUCAAACUGCGUUCAGCAGAAUUCUUUCCAACCAUAAAACCCAUGUCUUCAACUUCGAAGACUGUAUUGAUAAUAUAUACGACGAAUUAUCUUCACUACCAUUUAUUUGAAAGAGUUUGUUUUGGCUGUCGUCGUCGCAUUGCCGUCCUAAAAUCGUAAGGUCUCUAUUAACGGCAACGGCAGCCAAAACAAACUUCUCGAAAGAAAUGAUUGUUCACAAAAGUUGUUGUGAAUUUUCCACUGUGUGAAUUUAUUACUUUACGAUAAGGUUAAAAUAAAGGUUUUACGGUUGAAAACAUAUAUGAGUUGGGCAAAUUUGUGGUAUCAAUUGUCGCGCUUUGAAACAUGUACGAGAGACGCGAUGUACAAGAGACGUGAAAAUCUCAUGUUUGCUGUUAUAAUUGACAGCGUCUUUAUAACACUGGUGCAUGGAGCUUUUAAUUAUUCAUGUAUUUUUUUAAUUAUUCAUUGUCGCGUUGCCGCCCUGCUUGCUUAAAUUAAGGUCCCUACUAUUAGGGCGCUCAAGCUUGGAUGACGCCAGCGCAAGGAGGACGGCCGGCUAUCAACACAUCGAAACUCAUCAUACGUCUCCAAAUAUAAAUGAAACAUUAAAAGUCGUACGUCAUUAUUCAGUGUUGUUGAUUGUUUUCAAUUACUGCGCUUUCCUCAUUCGAUUAUACCCAUCAUUAUUCUCUCUUGUUAGAUUAUCGUAAAUCUUGCAGAAGAUGGUUCUUUGGACUUCAAAAGUUUUUGUCCAACUUGCCUUGUAAGUAAACAUACGCGAUUUUUACUCUUUCUACAAUUUUUUAAUGUACGUAAAAAAUUUACUAUGUUCUGAUUGGAUAAGAGCAGUGCAAUUAUUUUUGAAAUCGCCAGUAACAAAUCCAGAGCAGAGUCUGGAAACGAGGCAGGAAAACUAAUUUAGGAACAGUAGACAUCAAAGGUAAACGUGUAUCGACGGAGAGACAAAUUAAACAAAGCAAUGUUUGGUUUAGGAGAUUAUAGUGAAUCAGGGUUUAUAGCACAUGAAUACUCCAUAACAUCUAGUGAUUUUUUUCAAAUUGAUUUUAUUAUCGAUUGUUGUGAAAAUUAUUUACCUUCAUCAGUUACGUCAUUCUCGUACCCAGAGCCCUUCUUACGCGCUGCGACGAUGGGCUCUGGCCAAAUCCAAAACCGGAUACCAUAAAAACAUGGUAAAAGAAUAUAUCCGGUAUUAGAACAAUAACCUUCGUUGUAGCCAAUCAGAUGCCAGUUACAAUGGAUUUGGCCGGAGCCCCUCGUCGCACCGCGCGUAAGAAGGGCUCUGGUACGAGAAUGCAAUUACGCUCAUUCGGACCUGGCGUUAAGUGUCCGCGGCCCCUUAGGCUUAGUAAAGGUGUCCGCUGAAUAGGAGUAAUGAUAAUAUGAUUUUAUUAAACAGAUCAUUGGGUCGGGAGGUAUGUUAAGACAGGUAUUCGCAGAGGUUCAACUGUAUGAAAGUUUGGACGUAGUUUUUAGCGCAUGUUAAGUUAAAAACUCCUCGUAAUACAUAUAUACUCUUUGCGACUGGAGAGCAUAUAUAGGGAGCCGUGGGAUUUGUAAACAAAGGAGUAAUGUAAACCGCAACUUUCUUGUUGCCCUCCAGAUAUUGUUAUGCAAAGUUUUUUUUGGCCGGCGUUAAAGACCUUUUUACCUUCACGUUCUGCAACCAUGUCUUUUCACCAUCCAGUUUUCUUUAUUGAUCAGUGGUAAUUUAUUUCUAAGACUGAUUAGUAAAGUUUCUCUCUUAGUUCAGCCUGACUAACUGCGUAAUUCAUUUGUUUAGGUAAGGCGUCCAAUCCGUUCUAAACACUGUUCUAUCUGUGAUUGCUGUGUGGCUCGUAUGGAUCAUCAUUGUCCUUGGGUUGAUAACUGUAUAGGUAAGAUAGAAAGUGAGUUGUACUAAUGGUUAAAACAUAGUGACCAAAUACCAGCAUAAUUUUUGUGGCUAUCUUUCCUGCAUUGUUCAUGGCUGUAAUUCCUCCAUCGGAAAUUUGGCAUCAGCAGUAGUUUUCACACGCCAGGACGACAAUUGUAUACAACAAAUCGCAGCGUGUGAACGCACCUUGAACUCUUGACGGACGAAACGUCGAGGUGUCUUUAAUCUUUUUCAGAUAGUGUUGUUACACCGCGACAGUUUCUAAUUUCUUGUUUUAUUUGUUUCCAGGAGUGGAUAAUCACGCAUCAUUUAUGAUCUAUCUGUUCUCUGUGAUUGUCUGCUAUACCUAUGUUGUGUAUGGAGCAUUUUGCUGUAAGUAUAUGUUAUUUAUUGAACGUUCUCUGACUUAAUAUUUAUUUCUACGAGCUUUCGGCUAUCAGUCUAUAGCCUUCGACGGGUGUAUACAAAUGAUUCUAUAAAGGACGCUAAACUUAAGUAGGUGGUAUGAAAUCUGAGACUAUCUAAUAAUGCUAUGUUAUAAAUGGGUAAUAUGAAUAUUUAAUUAAUUAAUGUUUCUUGAGUUCCUUUCUUAAAAGUAUUGUGUAUUGUGCUGGAAGCGUAUUAGAGUUAUUAUCAGCUGCGUCUGUUAGUGCAGUGUGCCAGGACUCUAAGGUUUUAAGGUUUCUAUGAUUUCCCUUGUCUAUCACUUUAGCAUUGGCAAAGUCAAUUACAUGAUCUUGAGUCCAUGCGUGUUUUGCAACAUUUGAUCCCUUCUUGCUGUGUUUUACAUUCCUUACGUGUUCAGACUUUCUCGUCUUCAGGGACCUUCCUGUUUCGCCUAUGUAGCUCCAACUACAAUCUUGACACGGUAUUUGGUAGACCACGUUCUUUUGCUCUUCAAUUGGUGGUUUCUGAGACUUCCUGACAGAACUCAACUCGACAUUGACGACAUCAUUCGACUUUUAUAUUUUGGUUUAUCUAAUAGUUUUUUCGUUUAUAACAACACCACCUACAAACAAAUUCAUGGAUGUGCCAUGGGCAGCCCUGUUAGCGCAACUGUUGCUAACUUGUGCAUGGAAGUGAUCGAAGAACAGGCCAUCCGAGACGCAACUUCACCACCUAAAGUUUGGAAACGUUUUGUAGAGGAUUGUUUUUCCAUAAUAAAAAAGACUAACAUAUCAUCUUUUCAUGACACAUUAAACUCCAUUGACCCACACAUUAACUUCACUAUUGAAAACGAAAAGGACGAAAAGAUCGCUUUCCUUGACACAUUAAUUUCUAGAAGGGAGGGCUUAAUUUCUAUUGACGUUUACCGCAAACCCACUCACACAGACCGUUACUUAAACUACUUAUCACACCACGACCAAAAACAUAAAAUUAGUACUGCAACAACACUUAUCAACCGAUCCAUGUCACUUCCUACCACUGACGAAAACAAAGAAAGAGAACUAAAUCAUGUAACCACAGUUCUGGCAUCAAAUGGCUAUCCAAAGAAAUUAAUUUCAGGAUUGAUAAAAAAACGUAAGAACAAAACUGUAGUAAGCCCUGAAGAGUUAGUCCGGUCAUUUUUCGAAUUAGUCGAAGGAAAGUCGCCACCUGCAGGAAUCGCGGUUCUACCUUACAUCAAAGGACUAACCGAACCCCUAGCCAGAACACUCCAAAAACAUGACAUCAAGGUUUACAAUAAGCCAGUGAAAACCCUCGAAUGCCAGUUUCCAUCUGCAAAACAGAAACCACCAAUUGAAGAGCAAAAGAACGUGGUCUACCAAAUACCGUGUCAAGAUUGUAGUUGGAGCUACAUAGGCGAAACAGGAAGGUCCCUGAAGACGAGAAAGUCUGAACACGUAAGGAAUGUAAAACAAGGCAAGAAGGGAUCAAAUGUUGCAAAACACGCAUGGACUCAAGAUCAUGUAAUUGACUUUGCCAAUGCUAAAGUGAUAGACAAGGGAAAUCAUAGAAACCUUAAAACCUUAGAGUCCUGGCACACUGCACUAACAGACGAAGCUGAUAAUAACUCUAAUAAGCUUCCAGCACAAUACACAAUACUUUUAAGAAAGGAAGUCAAGAAACAUUAAUUAAUUAAAUAUUCAUAUUACCCAUUGAUAACAUAGCAUAGAUAGUCUCAGAUUUCAUACCACCUUCUUAAGUUUAGCGUCCUUUAUAGAAUCAUUUGUAUACACCCGUCGAAGGCUAUAGACUGAUAGCCGAAAGCUCGUAGAAAUAAAUAUUAAGUCAGAGAACGUUCAAUAAAUAAUGUUUCAACCUGGCUACGCAUCCUCUAUUUUUUCAGUAAGUAUAUGUAUUGGAUUUCCGGUCGUACGCUGCGAGCUCGCAUCUAAAGCAGGUUCAUUGCAUUCUUGCAUGUUUUGGGCGUAUUGCAUUCGUUGUUGAUUGUUGUGAUAUUUCGUUUUUAUUUGAAAUCAUCAUCAGACAAACUCAUUCUCGUCUUGUUUUGAUUCAUGUCUUGAGUUUGAAGAUGUUAAUCUCUGGAUUGUGUUUUGUCUCAUGAUUUUUGAAAUUGUCGGCUGCUAUUGGUUUUAUGUCCUGAUAUAAGAGAGCUUCAGAUUUGACUCAUCAUUUUGUAUAGGUAAUAGCAUGGUUUCGAGUGCAAUUUGGAUAUAACAUGCACGAGUGAGUUUUUCAAAGACCUCAAAAUAGCACGAGUGCUAUUUGAGGUCUUUGAAAAACUCACGAGUACAUGUUUAUCCAAAUUUCACGAGAAACCAUGCUAUUACUUAUUAAUAAUUUACAUAAGAAAUAAAAAUGUUCGAGACAAUUGUAGUUUUAACUUACGUUUAUAGCGAACAUUCCACUGACAAAGUUUUCCUGGCUUUGUUAUAUCGCAUUAUACAACGCUAACAGCUUGAAAAUUCCACACAACAGUGUAAGUUUUGUUAGUCUUGUUUAAGGUAAAGGCUUUUCCAUUUAAAACUAAAGAUAAAAGCCAUAUUUUCCACGCGAAGUCAACUUUUACUUUAUGUAGCGCCGCGCCAUGUUUGUUUUGUUUUGAAGCAAUCUGUGACCGUUACUUCUUUAAACUAAACUGCUUUAAACUGAUUGGUUGAUUUUAUCAUCACAAUGUUUUUCCACCAAUCAGAUCAGUUUGUUACAGAUUUUUGCACUGUUGUUACAGAUUUGUGCACUGUUGUUACAGAUUUGUGCACUGUUACAGAUUUUUGCACUGCUGUUUGUGAUUAACUGCACUGAAAUC